AUGCCUCCAAAGCAGAAGCCCAGACCAAAAGGUAGUGCGCCUGCAAAUCGAACAUACAAAGCAGUCGAACCAUUGCGUCAAACCACAUUUCCAGAAAAGAAAAAGCGUAUAACUAGGAACUAUGGCAAGAAAUCUAAGCUCAAACUCGAGGAUCAGGACACACUUACGCAGAUGGAUUGGGUAAAAUUGCAUGAAAGAGAAGAACUGGAAAAGCAGAUGGAAGAUGACAUUGAGGAUAGUGAAGGAGAUUAUGUUGAAGAAGAUUCAAAACGGAGAACGAAACGACGGAGGACUAUGGGCGAUGAAACGAAGGCAAAGAAGAAAAAAGUGUCAAAGAACAGACGGAAGACUCUAGGAGAGGAAGGAAGGACACCUAGUUUCUCGACGCAGACAAUUACCCAACUUGAUUAUUGGCCACUUUCCGGAGCACGAAAACCAGAAGAGCCAGAAGACGAUCCAUCAAUCUAUGAUAUCCCAGUAUCCAGCUCUCCAGCAUUUCAACCACUUCGACGAAGUCCGCGAAAGUUUUCCAACCCUGCUACUUCUGAUCCAGCUCAAUUAAUGCCUCCACCACAAACACCAAGACAUAGAAAGAUUCUUGAGAUUCCAUCAUCACAAUCACCGGCUACACCAAUGUCAAGUCAAUUUAGAGGUUCCGCACGGAAAAGGUCGCCACUCAAGGAGCAAUCUACAAAUGUUAUAGUCCCCUUUUCCCUACGAUCAAGUACAUUCACCAGUGCCGAAAGGAUACCAAAAUUGAAGAUUGAGGAUACUUAUGAGACCGGGACAGAUGAAAGUCAAGUUCUUCUAACCCCCUCGAAGCAUUCGAGUCCGGCCAAAACGGUACGCUUUGCCAUACCAGAUUCUAGUCAGGAAUCUCUUGCAGAGGAUACUCCCUUAAAAGAGGAGCAUGCCACUUCGCGUGACUUCUCGCCAUCGCCUAUCCGCCGGUUGGGGACCCCCGCCCCCAGGAAAAUGAAAUUCGAAAUUCUGGAUUCGGAUGCGGAGGACGAAGAAGAUGAGGAAUCGCAGGUUGUGGCAGAUACCCCACCGGGGAUUAUUCCUGGCUAUGAAGAUCUCACCAAUGUACGAGGCUCAAUUGAGAACACAGCUGAGACGCCAGAACAAGACGAGGAUCGCUCAGCGGAUGAUACUAUCAGACAAACAGAAGGAGACGUUGAGCAGGAGUUGGAACUUCCAGAAACGUUUUACGGGGAUAUAGGAGCGGAGACACAAUUCCAAGCUGAGCGGAUCAUGCCAUCGUCAAGUCUAAGUGAUAUCGUGGAGAGCACUCCAUUAAGUGACGACGCGGCCGGAACUGUAUCUUAUGGCAGUAGCCAGUUACCAAAAACCCAAUAUGCCACUACGCAGCAUACCCAGACUCAAACUCGCCGCACUGGAACUCAAUAUACCCAAAAGCAGACCCAGUUUGGUAAAAGUCAAUAUCCUGAAAGCCAACGCCUCUCCACACAACAUCUGGAUGCUAUGGCACCACGAUCAGAUUCUUCUGAUGUAUUCAUCUCUAUAUAUCCUACCACUGUGGAAACCAUAAUAUCCCGUGAGAAGAACCACGAGUUUCGAUCUUAUGGUUUUCCAGCUACUGUAUCCCGUAUUUGGAUUUAUCAAACCAGACCCCGAUCGACUCUUACUCAUAUGGCCGUCAUUGGUCCGCCCAAAGCACCCGGGGAUAUAACGAAACUUGAUGGACUUGGUAACAGCGAGUUUAACAAGGGUGAAAAACGUUCUAAGUUUGCGUAUGAAAUCCUAGAACUAUAUGCGCUCGCAAAUCCCAUGACCUUGGAAGAAUUGAAGAGUCGACAAUGGUUCAAAGCUGCCCCACAGAAAUAUAACAAGGUACCACCAGCAGUGUUAGGGGAAUUGAUUGCGAAUUUAUUACCGCCUCUUUUCACACAAUCUUCCUCGGCUGUCGAAAAUAUACCACCCGCAUCCACACUGCACAGAAAAUCAAGUACGAGCACUGAAUCUCAAGAGGUACUAGAUCAGAUCACGAAUAACAUUCAACAAUUCUCACAUAUACAAGCACCCUCUGCCUCACCCCCUUCGUCGCCCCCUUCUUCGCCUCCAAUCGCAACUCAAACUCCUGUAAUUCAUGUACCAUCUUCACAACGUCGAUUUGUAAGGCCAUCACAAGCUUCGACGGUUGAUUAUACACAAACUCAAACACCUGUUACUCCACGUCGUCUACGACAUGAACGAAAGGAAACUCCUAUUCCAGAGAUGAUUCCGGAGUCGCCGGCAAAAUCUAUUCCUUCUUCCUCGCGUGGAAGUAGUCCGGUGCAGAGUUUGACACCUGUUGUGUCAAGAAGAGGGGAGAGAAUGGCUAUUGAGAUUGAAUGUCAGAGUGAUGAUGAGGAUGAACUGGAAGAGGAUAGUUUGCCUGUUAAGGCGGCGAGGAGGGAGAGUGCAGUUAUCGAGAUUGAGAGUCAGAUCGAGGGUGAGAAUGAAGAUGAAAGUGAUGUAAAUAAUGAAAAGGAUAACGAUCACCACACAGGAAAUGAAGAAAAUGAAGUCAAUCACAUUCCAGAUAACGACCCAAUAAAAGACGAGGGUGAACAAGAAUCAUACCACCCCUCUUCAACACCCGCCCCUUACUCUCUAAUUCGUUCAUCACAACUCAUGUCCCGAAGCCAAAUGAUGCGCGAACAAGAUAGUCUGAUAGAUCGGGAGAUUAUGGGACCGCCACCGCCACCAACAGAUGUUGCUCCGAAAACCAUCGUGCGAUCAAUGGAAAUGGAGACAUCUUGUAAAGGAUAUUUUCCGGAGACGGAUGAUGAUGAUGAUGAAUUAUGA
Messenger RNA from Botrytis porri, 2811 nucleotides. RefSeq lists its product as uncharacterized. The record is from RefSeq and is a predicted model, not a curated record. Lineage: Eukaryota; Fungi; Ascomycota; Leotiomycetes; Helotiales; Sclerotiniaceae. The coding region runs from base 1 to 2811 and encodes 936 amino acids. The transcript has a single exon.